Messenger RNA from Daphnia pulicaria, 1893 nucleotides. RefSeq lists its product as uncharacterized. Bases 544 to 1224 code for a protein of 226 amino acids. Gene Ontology annotation, molecular function: protein kinase C binding; zinc ion binding; K63-linked polyubiquitin modification-dependent protein binding. The transcript has 4 exons. NCBI's taxonomy places the organism in Eukaryota, Metazoa, Arthropoda, Branchiopoda, Diplostraca, Daphniidae. Gene Ontology annotation, biological process: endosome organization; mitophagy; aggrephagy. The record is from RefSeq and is a predicted model, not a curated record. Gene Ontology annotation, cellular component: amphisome; aggresome.
CAACAAAUGUUUCAGUCCAUUUAUGACGUAAUGGCCGCCGUCAAGAAAAUGGUUUUUACCAAACCCAAAAUAAGGUGAAUCGUCCAUUGUUCGAAGGUUAUUUUGUGGCAUUUCCUUUUACGUAUAUUCAUAUAUACUCGCGUACGCGCUCCCAGCACAAUACACAGUCAAAUUUUUCCGCGACUGCGUGUGCUGAAUAAGUAAAUAUCUGCUGUUGAAAAAAGAGAAAAAAAGUCAAGGAGAUGUGUGUUCCAUAAUACGGGCGUUUCUAUUUAACAAACGGACUGAAAAUGGGUGUGUGGGAUUUGAAAAAGAAAUAUUUCCCGCUCGACACCGGAACGAUCGUUUCCCUCUCGCUAAAACGUUUCACAACUUCCGUGUAUUCAAAAUCCUCAACGUUAAAAUUACGACGAUCGAAAUUCGUCAAAGUAACGUUUAAUCUUAUAUAGCGUCGUCAUUAUCAUCUAACGACGAUUUGGGCCAGUUGAUUUUACAAGCUCGUUCAGACAACAGUUGUUGUUAUACCUUGUUGCGCAUAUUACGAUGCAGAGUCUGAGUCCCAUAAUGAACAUGCCCGAAGUGACUUUGACCUUCAAGUGCGGCGUCAUCGGAGCCAAUGGGCAGGUCGAUCCCAACAGCUACAAAUUCCUCACCUGGUCCUACGUCGCUGGCAACAGCACCGUCUCCGACACGGCCUCUUUCAGCCACAUUUCACUCGCCCAACGGGUCCUCGGUGUCUAUCCUCACCUGGCCGAUGAAGCCACAAAGAUCGUCUCUGUUGAUGAGGACAACGACAGGAUCGCCAUCCCGUGUGAUAACAUUAAGGAGACCUUGGCUGCUCUGAGGGUUAUUACUAAAGGGCAUCUGGAUGACCACGAAAGUCCGAUUCGAAUUUUCAUCCAGCUGGUUUCGACAUCAGCAUCCGCUCAUCUUGAGACGGGCAAUUGUUUGGGCAAUGUCCAUCGCGAUUUGCAUUGCUCGAUUUGCAAGACGGAGCUCAGCGGGUUCGUGUACAAAUGUCUUCAAUGCGAAAACGAUUUCACUUUGUGCGGGCAUUGCGAGACGGCCGGCAAACAUCCCGAACACGUCGUCAUACGUUUCGUCGGAGACCAGCUGAAUUGCUUGCCGGAAAUGAAACAACUUUUGUGCGGUCAGCAGCAAGAUCAUUCGGCUGUUGAGACGACUAAAAUCAAAUUGAAGACCUGCACGUUGCGAGUUCUCUAAUUUACUAAUUUAAAUUUCGCGCUAUUUGAUUCAAAUUUCUUUCAUUUGCUAGCGCUCUCAAACUAAGAUUUUUUAAAUAAAAGAUAAUCAAAAAGUUAAAUUUCUAUACGGUUUCUGCGUACAAAACGGCAACUGUCUGUAGUUAAGUCUGUCGGUCUCUUGGUCGUUUUCCUGCUGGCCACAUGACGACUUGGCGAGAACUGUGCUCCCGCAGCAACAGCCGUUUAGUCCGACCUUUAUUCCCUUACCUCUCCUCUACUGCUCUGCAGCAUUCAGCAUACAGUCUACAGGGAAGCUCUGUCAGCCGAUAAACCGAUUCGAUUGUUCUCUCUCUCAUUCGCGUUCCAGCCCGAUCCAGAACUGCUGUCGCUAUAGCAGCAGUCAGCCUCUCUAUCUUAGCGAGUUUCAGUUCCAUAAAAGCAUGUCGGUUGUCACGUUGGCCUUCAAGUGCAGCGUCAUUGGCGCCAAUGGUCAGGUCGAUCCCAACAGCCACAAAUUUCUCACUUGGUCUUACUUCGUCCACGAGGACGUAAUAACAAAGACAAAAACUUUCAGCCAAUACGGCAAUUCUCUCGCCCAACGGGUCAUCGGUUUCUAUCCUCACCUGGCCGGUGAAGCCACAAAGAUCGUCUAUGUCGGUAUGAAAUAUGUAACUCUAUAAUUCUUGAA